Protopterus annectens (West African lungfish) is the source of this 3438-nucleotide messenger RNA. RefSeq names its product butyrophilin subfamily 2 member A2-like. NCBI's taxonomy places the organism in Eukaryota, Metazoa, Chordata, Ceratodontiformes, Protopteridae. The record is from RefSeq and is a predicted model, not a curated record. The transcript is spliced from 7 exons. The coding region runs from base 380 to 1216 and encodes 278 amino acids.
UCAUGUACCAUUUCAGAUGUCUAAAUCCUGGUAUAUCACUCUUUUCCUGAUGACAUAUUUUCCAGACUGAAGUUCUGUUAUGCAGAUCACAUCUCUUGCUUCGUCUUGGAUCUGUGUUGUCCAAAUGUACAUCACAAGAUGUUGAGGAAGGUGCCAGAAAUCACACCUUGUACAUAGAGCGUAUGCAGAGUCUUGAUGAGCAGUGAAGGGAGAGCGAGUCAUUAUGGAUCAGAGCAGAGUUUUAAAGAGGUUAAUGCCAGAUGCCAGAGUGUAACAGCUGUUCCGUGCUAGAUAUUGCCUCAGAUAUAAGACACCUGAAUGCUGAUACCUAUUGUUUUCCAGUACAACUGUGUGGAAGGUGCUGUCAGUGUUCUGAAGGAUGAUUUCUGCUGAAGGACUGCUAACAUUUAUAACUCUUCUUCCCCUGUUAGCAGGACUGAAUGUAACAAUCGGUAAUACAAUGAUGCAGGCCAACAUCGGAGAGAAUGUAUCUCUUCAAUGUCACUUCACACUCAAGGAAAACACACCCGAAAGCUGGCUGAAAACAUUAUUUUUACAGUGGAAUCGGAAAGAUGAAGUUAUGUCUGUAUACAGCAUUGAAAACGGCAUGCCGAAUUUCGAACAUCAAGCAAUAGCUUACAAAAACAAGGUGAUAUUUGAUGAGAAGCAACUACCUCAUGGGAAGGCGACUCUGGUGCUCACAAAUGUUCAGGUGAAUCAUGAAGGAAUUUAUCAGUGCUAUGUACAGCUUUCUAUAAUGGAAGAGGGAGAGGCCCAACUGCAUCUCAGUCUAGUUGCUAACUACUCCAAACCCAUCGUCAGCUGCAGUGAAGAAAUGAAUGGUUUUGUAAACCUGUCCUGCCAGGUUUCAGGAGGCUACCCUGAAGGUGUACUUGAAUGGAGGUUUUCAAAUGGAACGCAAAUUACUGACAUUGUUAUGAAUACAUUAGUCCACAAGGAUGAAAAAACAAGUCUCUAUAGCCUGUUUUCUGUCAUACUGAUAUUAAAGAAUCUAGUCCCAGAAAUUGCUUGUGUUGUGAGGAACCCAAGAACGGCGAUAGAGGUUCAAGAGGAGGUGAAGUGCCAAGAAGAUCUUUCACAGUCCAGGGGGAAAAUUGGCAUCAUAUGUUCUGCUGUAUUACUCUUGGGAUUACUUGGAUUAUUUGUCACUGCUAAAUGCUGCUGCAAGAGAGCUCCUUGUAGAAUAAAACUCUAGGUGUCAUGUGGGAGUCUCUGCCUUGGAAAUGUUCAUCUGCAUAUAUGCUUAUAUCCGACUAAGUGAAGUGUUUGUGCAACAACUGAUGGGAGAGUUAGAAGAUGAGAAAGGUAACUGAUCUUGAUUUCUGCCACUCAUGGAUCCCUGAAGAGGACACUCUUUCUUCUUCACUCAAAACCUAUGGCAAGAACUUACAAAUCAAUGCAUGCCACUUGAACAAAGGCAGUGGAUACUCAAGACACUUAAUUUGUCGACUAAUGUGAAAGAAAUAGGAACAUGAAAAUGUCUUACAUUCACAAAUGUGUUACAUCAGCAAAUGCUACAAAACUGCAUGCAUGACUCCGUCGGACUCAUUGAGCUGUGCCAUUGUUCAAAAAUUGGUACUACACUAUAUUAAAAGACCUGGAAAUAAGCUCCCUAGGAAAGCAUUGUAUUCUCUUUCUCAAACAUUUCAAGAAGUUACUGAACUUUUUAAAGAUUUAUCAUAAAUAGUUGGUUAAGGUACAACUUUUUCAUUUUCAGCAUUUUUUAAAACCAGUACAAGCUAUUUUUGUGUGUGUGUGUGUGUGUGUUUCUGUGUAGUCACUGAUUUUAGGCUACUUCAUGACCAUCGCCCUGAUAUUCCCAUCCUUGGAGGUUCUCACAUUACAGAGGCACUCUAGUUUGACACACAGAAGGAAGGAUCUUCCCUUCUGGAAAGGCCCUGCACACAGGAAGACCUCUAACCCCUCAUGACUAGGUUUUCUGGGUUCUUUCUGCUGCACACCUUUUGAGUGGCAUGAAGCCAGGCAAGGAACUGCCAUACCUUAGGUCUUGUCAGGGAUUUUCCCUUGUAGAGCCCUACUUCCCACUGAGCUAUAUCACCUAUUCGACCUGCAAUGGUGUACAAGUAAAACGCCCCUCUCCUUGUUUAAUGCAUAUUUUCCUACCCCACUAUUGAAGAGUAGAUCUAUUAUCAUGAAGUUUGAAUCUCCAGUAGGGCUCAUGAAACAAUCACACACAGAAGAUUCCAUUAUACUCACCCUUUAAAGCAAGCAGGAAAUGUCUCAUCAUUUCUGUUCCAUUUUUACCGCCUCUAGCAGUUGUGUGAGCCUGUAAUCAAACAUUUAAUUUGGAUUGAGUCAGGGCAUUUUACCUUAAUAUGCUAACUGAGCUGGCCAGUAUGAGCUAAUUCACUGAAUGACAUAUAUUUAUAAAAUUGUACCACAUACUACCGUUAUGACUAGACCAGAAUUUCCUCCAUUAACUUAAUAUUACUUGUACACAUUUGGCACUUUUUAAUAUGCUGACACAUUCUUUUCAUAUCAUUUCAGUAUUACUAGGAAUUGGUUGGCUUACAAGUGACUUAAAAAUAGGCAUUUUGUGAAAGCACAUUUGUAAGAAAGAAAAUGUUGAAUCUGUUUGUCUGGGAUGUAUUGUACUGAAUAUAUUAAGAAUUAUUUGUCACUUUAGUUAAACACAGUUUCAUUGUUUAAUAAUUGUUACAAAAUUCUCACUUAGGACAGAAUUGCAUAUAAUUAUGCUUAGUUUUUGUUAAUCAAAUGCUGAACUUAGGCAGCCAAUAAAGUGCAGAGAGUUAUUCAGAAAAUUUGCAGAAACCUGUGUGUGUGUGUGUGUGUGUGUGUGUGUGUGUGUGAGAGAGACACUUCUGAAGUAUAAUAACAUUAAUGAAUACUGCCAUAGUAAAGGUUAGUUUGUGCCUGAUAAUAUUUCAUGUAUACCUUUUUAGUAAUGUUUACUGUUCACAAGAUGUUCAGGUUUUUUCUAGGGAGGAGGGAUGUACUUUUAUAACUUCAUUGCUCAGGAAAGUCUUAAGACUGUACAUUGGUUGCAAGAUGUUAAACUUGCACAGUUGCAGUGGAAUGAAUUAAUAAAAAAGUUUGUUUAUGCUUCCUGUUUUCCUAAGACAAUGUUGCCCAUUUUGCAGAUGGAGAGUGCAUUAUCGCAAAUAAGAAAUGCUUUCAUCAAAAAUGAAAAAAAAAAAAAACACAAUCAGCUUAAAUUCUAUUAAAAUGUUUUGUUUUGCAGUGAGAUAAGAUCCCAUACUUCUAUGCUGGGGGUUUUCCUCUUUGCCCCUUUAUAUAUGCAGACUCUGAUAUUACACUAAUUUGCUCAAAGAAAAUACAGCACUUAAAAGUAUAUUUGUCUUCAUGCUACUCUUUUUCUGUAUGACUCUCUUGUCUCAGCCUGUUGGCUAAUACUACAUUAAAAAUGUGAACACC